Paralichthys olivaceus (Japanese flounder) is the source of this 2792-nucleotide messenger RNA. RefSeq names its product dipeptidase 2 (gene dpep2). The record is from RefSeq and is a predicted model, not a curated record. Gene Ontology annotation, biological process: proteolysis. Gene Ontology annotation, molecular function: metallodipeptidase activity. NCBI's taxonomy places the organism in Eukaryota, Metazoa, Chordata, Actinopteri, Pleuronectiformes, Paralichthyidae.
GCCUUGAACGCAGCACUGCAGUCCUGUGGGGCUUCUGAUUGUUUUGGACGCUGCAGAGUUCAAACUGUGAGAGAGAAGAACAACCUGCCAACAACAACCUGCAUACCAUGUCUUCUAGGAAAACAGUGACAAGUGCUUCAAGCAGCUUUUCCAUGCACUCCAUCAGGAACCUGUUAGUACUCUCCUCUCUGUGUCAUGUCAUAUCUGCAAACACUGACAGAGAGAGAGCACACACCUUGAUGACCGAAAAUCCUCUUAUUGAUGGUCAUAAUGACAUCGCUUUUCAGCUGAGGAUAGGUUACAACAGUUCCCUGAAUAAAAUUGACCUUCAUGAUGUCAGCAAACUGAGCACCGACAUCAAUCGUCUCCAAGCAGGCCAUGUUCAGACACAGAUGUUCGCAGCCUUUGUGUUCUGUACGACCCAAGAAAAGGACGCCGUGAGACUGACACUGGAACAAGUGGAUUUGAUCAGACGCAUGUGCACUGAGUACGAUGAGUUUAAGUUGGUCACAUCUUCCGAAGAACUGAAAAAAGCUAAAAUGGACAAUAAGACAGCGUGUCUCAUAAGCGUUGAGGGGGGGCACUCCAUCGACAGCAGCCUGCAAACUCUGCGGAUGUUUUACCAACUUGGGGUCCGGUCCAUGACCAUCACACAUAACUGCAAUACACCCUGGGCAAAGGCAGCUGUACAAGAAUAUAAGUUUUAUCAAAGUGGGACUGAGAACCUGACAAGCUUUGGGAAGGCUGUGGUGGAGGAGAUGAACAGACUGGGGAUGAUAGUGGACAUCUCCCACACUUCUUCGUUCACAGCCUUGGCUGUGCUGAACCACACCAAGGCUCCUGUUAUUUUCAGCCAUUCGUCCUCCCAAGCCAUCUGUAAUCACGAUCGCAAUGUACCUGACUGGCUGCUGCUCGAGCUGAAAAAGAACAGAGGGUUGAUUAUGGUGAAUUUCUACAACAGAUUCAUUUCCUGUGGAGCCGAGGCUAACAUCUCUAAUGUGGCUGACCAUUUUGAUCACAUUAAGAAGGUGAUUGGAGCUGAGUCGAUCGGAAUAGGGGCGGACUAUGAAGGCGUCACAGAAUUACCCAAGGGGCUAGAGGAUGUGUCCAAGUAUCCUGCCCUGAUCCAGGAACUGCUGCGGAGGAACUGGACAGAGGGCGAAUUGGCUGGUGUCCUCAGAAAGAAUUUCCUGCGGGUUUUUGAGGAGGUGGAGCGGGUGCGUAAUAACUUAAGUCACAAGUCACCCAGUGAGAUCCCGAUUCCCGAGGAGAUGGUCCAGAACCCCUGCAGACUAGGCUUUAAGCUUCCUGAGAAUCAAAUACAGAAGACUAGCUCCUCCAGAGCCCAACAAGGAGCUGCAGAUCUGCUGAUCCUGGCUACUGUUCUGCUGCUUUCCAGCAUAUUUAUGAUUGAUUGAAUAUUGAAAAAUGCACUUCAGCCAAAGAUGGAACUUUAUUAUUCAAAGUUGUUUUCAAUUUGUAGUUUUUGUCUUUGCUUGUGAAAGUUGACCAAUAAUGUGACUGGAGGUGGGGUCACUAUGCUGGGAAUAAUUAUGGUAAAAUGUUUAGUUAUGUGAAAAGUUACAUGAUUUAUUGCUGAAACGGUAUCGAAGGCUUCAACAAAGCAGUCAAGGCGAAGUGUAACAUUAUGCACCCUCAGUGCAGUGUGUAUUUUAGUUGUUUGGCCAAGCAGACAACUGCCCUGUCUUUUUUCAUUGAACUUAGAAAUGGUUAAAACCAGAUCUUUAACUCAGAUGAGCAGUUACUCAGAGCCUGAUGCCCUGCUUUCUAUAAGAUUCAGAAUAAACAUUGUGUUGAAAACAAAGUUGAUGAGACUUUGCUGUGUUGAGCUUAUUUUGAUAUUUUAUAUAUAUAACGUCCACAACAUGUGCAUGAUUUUCAGAUAAGCACAUAGCUGUGAUGUAACAGUGUCAUUGUGCUUCAAACCUGAAGAUUAGCUGCUUCUCUAAAGUACUGCCAACAUAUAGUAAGUCUCAUUCAAAGAAUUGUGAUGUGGGAUAAUCAGCUUUAUCCUUAAAAAGGUUUUUGUUAUAGAGACCAUGAGCGUUCUUGUUAGAAUUUAAUGUCUUUAAUUACUGCACACCUUGUCAUGGGUUAUCCAUUACAUAUUAAACACCCUCGUUGACUUGUACCAUAGACUGUAUUUGAAAAUGGAUGACAACAUGUUAAUGAUAACCUUUGUUAGUGGACAGGACACAUCAAAAAUGAUUUUAGGAGUUUCUUACCACACUGAAAACACUAGUUUGUUUUUAAUUGGAUGCUAUAAAAAUGGGAUCAAAUGUUACGAUUGGUGGUUGAAACGGAUUCACAAUUGGUUGUUCGUGUAUCGGUGGGACCUCACUACCACCAAUUAUAUCCAGAGAAAAUGGAGACGCAUGGUCCGUAUGUAAAUACAGUACCUGCAGUUUAUUUAGUCCAAUUGUAUUGAAACAGUUUUCACUCUGAAUGCUGGUCUGAAAUACUGAUCAUACUCUACUGCCUAUAAAAAGACAUGAAACACAAACAUGUGGUCUGAUAAUCUCAUGUAGCUGAGAACAGAAUUUCUUAAUAGUUGUAAUACUUCAAUUUCAGUGCUGGUUGACUAGACGACACCAAUUGUUACUGUGGUAAAAUCGAAUGUGGUUUAAUACUACAGGCAAUGCUCCUGAAGCUGGUACCUUGUCGGACAUAAAACAGAACAGUAACUGGCACAUCCGGAUACACAACAACCCCACAAACUAACUUACAGAAUGUGAACACAUUAUGGCAAUUGCAGGAAAAAAAAAAAAAAA